Cavia porcellus (domestic guinea pig) is the source of this 4033-nucleotide messenger RNA. RefSeq names its product zinc finger protein 717-like. The coding region runs from base 1325 to 3040 and encodes 571 amino acids. Gene Ontology annotation, molecular function: DNA-binding transcription factor activity; RNA polymerase II cis-regulatory region sequence-specific DNA binding. Lineage: Eukaryota; Metazoa; Chordata; Mammalia; Rodentia; Caviidae. Gene Ontology annotation, biological process: regulation of transcription by RNA polymerase II. The transcript is spliced from 5 exons. The record is from RefSeq and is a predicted model, not a curated record.
CGACGUGAAGGCCGGGUCCGCGGGUCCCAGGCGGGGGAGGGGCGACUCUGCUGUGCUUUCCUGACUGCUUUGUAGGCGUGUCAGAGGCCGGGCGUGCGGCUGCAGGCGUCCAGAGCGCCUCCUGAAGCUCUGUGAAGAAGGUGGUCGUUGGUGCUGCGGGCCCCGCGGCGUAGGGGCCUGUUCUCAGCACUGUGACAUCAAUUCACGCAUCUUUGGGCUGAGAGGAUUAACGUUCCUAGUGGGACCCCUCCAACAUUCCUAGAGAAAUGAUAGGGUGCGGACCGAGGCUCUUUGUGCUGCAAUUGUGUUUGUGGACGUCUUAGUGUCUCUUCAGCACACGGUCACUUACUGCAUUGUGUAACCUGACUAGCAUCCUGCUCUAGGUUUACAGAAAAAUUUCACCAGCUUGCAAGGGAGAUUGGAAUGCUGGGUAAUAAACCGCUUUUCUUUAGAAAAAUGUAGGUGUGCUAAAGUUUGGAAGAACAGUGUGGGCUGGCUCCCUCGUUAGGGCUUCACAAUAGAGGCACAGUGUCUCCAGGAGCCUACAGGAUCAAUAACUGCUUGGUCCAGGCCAAGCUAGGGUCUAGCUGGUUGUUCAGAUGGAAGAACAUAAGGGUAACUGCUGGGUGCCCCUGGAGAGUUUGGCCUAACUUCCAAAGGAAGACGUAAGCUGGGCUGAGAAGAUAGGCAAGGACUUGGGCAAGGUUUCUUAAAGGAGAGGUCUUGAAGGCGUGCUGUGGAGCAAUACACUGUGGCCCCGAAAAGACCACCUUUGGUGCUCUCUGUACACCCAUUCUCCCCUCCUUUCCUGGGUGUGACUUUCCUGCAAUGUAAACUAUCAACAGAUUUGACAUCUGACCGUGAUCCCUUUGUUCUGUUAUCUCUCACAGUUCGGGAAGGAUUGGCCAAUAUGUUUCUUAAAAAGUAUUUGUGCUUUUUACGAAAGAUGCAAAAAAUCGGUGUCCCACAGGUUAGUGACUUGCUCAGGAUCAUCAGAUGUAUAGCUGUCAGGUGCAUCUUGACUGGGCUAAUGUUAUCUAUUUUGCACAUUUAAGAGCUUUAUUUCCUUAAUUUUGAGGUAAUUUGGGUGAGAUGAGGUCAGUUUAGCAGGAACAUUCAGAUUUGACCAGUUUUUGUUUUGUUUUGUUUUGUUUUUUGAGAGUGGGUUUUGCAGUGUAGUGCACUCUGUAGCCCAUGCUAGCAGUGAACUCACAGCAAUCCUCCUGCCUCAGCUUCCCAGCUAAUAUGUGAAGUAUUUUGAGGAGGAUAAUCUAGGUCCACGCCUGCCUGUUCUUUCUCGACUUAUAUUUGACUUCUCUCAACUAUGCCUCCAGAGUCCUCUGUGUGGUUCAAAGAGCAGCAAAAAAUGAAUAAAUCUCCGGUGCUGGUGUCCUUUGAGGAUGUGGUUGUGGACUUUACCUGUGAGGAGUGGCAGGACCUGGACGAUGCUCAGAGGACCCUGUACAGGGACGUGAUGCUAGAGACCUACCGCAGCCUGGUGCUUCUGGGCCAUUGCAUCACUAAACCUGCAGUGAUCUUUAAACUAGAACAAGGAGCAGAGCCAUGGAUGGGAGAAGAACCCCCAGAUUUGAGCCCCUCAGAUGUCCAAAGAGUGGAUGACAUAAUUGAGACCAGCCACCAAAGUGGAGAUAGACAUAUGUGGCAAGUUGUAAUCACCAACAAGAAUACGUCAACUGAAAAUCAAGUUGAAUUAGGAAAUACUUUUGAUUUCAACUCUAGCCAUGUUUCAGAUUUGAUUAUAAAUAAUGGAAACUAUUCAGUAUUGAAACCUGAAGAAAUUGUUUGUCAGAACAUACAUCUUCCCAGUGAGCCUGGUGAGAUGGUUGCUGGAGAGAAAACUCAUUUGUGUAAUAUAACUGGAAAGUACCUGAGACAUGCUGAGCAUUUGGGUCAGCAUUCCAAGAUUCCAACUGGGCUGCCAGAUUUUCAGUAUAGCGGACAAUGGAAAGCCUUCAGCAAGGAGGCAAAAUUGCUGAAGGACUGUAUUACAUAUAACAGGGUUCCUAUGGGACAGGCCUGCUGGGAGCAUAAUGAAUCUAGGAAAACCUGUGAGAAGUCAGCUCUCAAUGCUAAGGUAGGGAGGAAAACUCAUAAAAACUGUGAUCUCACCACACGUCAGACACACACGGGGGAGAAAUCCUGUGAAUGUAGUGAAUGUGAGAAAACCUUCAUUACUAAAUUAGACCUUAUAAUACAUCAGAAGAAACAUUCAGGGAAAAAACCCUAUGCAUGUAACCAGUGUGAGAAAUCCUUCAGCUACAAGUCAGACCUUAUCGUCCAUGAGAGAAUGCAUACAGGGGAAAAGCCAUAUGCAUGCAAUAAGUGUGGAAAAACCUUCAGCCGGAAGUCAACUCUCACAAUCCAUGAGGUAAUUCACACUGGCAGGAAGCCCUAUGAAUGUCAUGAGUGUGGAAAGACAUUUCACCAGAAGUCAAACCUUACCAGUCACCUGAGGACUCAUACAGGAGAGAAGCCCUACGAAUGUAACGAAUGUGGAAAAGCAUUUGGCCAGAAGUCAAAUCUCAGAACACAUCAGUGUAUUCACACAGGGGAGAAACCAUAUGAAUGUAAACAGUGUAGGAGAAGUUUCUACCAUAAACCAGCACUCACUAUACAUGAGCGAACUCACACUGGCGAGAAGCCCUAUGAAUGUAAUGAAUGCGGUAAAACCUUUUGCCAGAAGUCCUACAUCAGGAAGCAUCAGAGAACUCACACUGGAGAGAAACCCUAUGAGUGCAGUGAUUGUGGAAAAACUUUUGGCCAGAAAUCAUAUCUCAGUAAACAUGUGAUAAUCCAUACUGGGAAAAAACCCUAUGAAUGUGGCCAGUGUGGAAUAACCUUUUCCCAGAAGUCAAACCUUAGUCGGCACCUGAGAACUCACACAGGAGAGAAACCUUUUGAGUGUAAUGAAUGUGGAAAAACCUUUGGCCAGAAGUCAAGCCUCAUUGUCCAUCAGGGUUCUCACAAAGGGCAGAAACUAUAUGAACGACAACAAUAUCGGAGAAGUUUCUUCCAUUAGGGCCCACUGUACACUAGAACAACCACACAGGAUAGAAACUAUAUGAAUGUAAUCAAGGUGAGGAGAACUUUGAGCAGAAGUUAAAGCUCAUUAAGCUUAAGGUAACCACACCUGGGAGAAGCCCUAUGAAUGUGUUUCAAGAGGACAAAUCUUUUACAGAUGUCAUAGCAGGCAUUAAAAAGCUUACAAGGGAGACAACUAUGAACAUGGAAUUGUUUCCUCAGAAAUCACGCAUCAGUGCAUAAUGGAAAAAUUUUCACUGCAGAGACUGGUCAUGUCUCCUAAAACCGUUUCUUUCUCUCUCUAAUGCAGUCUUCAUUUCUGGCUUUAAUUUAUUUUGGCCGUCACUGGUCAACAAAGUUAUUCUUGGACAAUAUAGACAGUGAUGAGUGGCAUGUCAUCAUAAAAGGCAGUGACUAUGCAUUUCUCCGAUUCCUCAUGUCUUGAGAACUGCAGUGUGGGUAAUUCUCAGGAUGACCUUGGGAGAUAAAUACGAAAAGAUCACUGGGUUAAGACAAUUGAAGAGAACAAAGAUCUUCCCAGCUGUAUCUCUGUACCCCUCAUUUUUUUCUGAAAGGGAGAAGUAAAUCUGUACUCUGCUGUUCCAUUUUUUAUGUGAUCUGUGUCACUGGUAAGCCAGUUCUUUUAUGAGAAAAUGUAUACAGCGCAAAACUUGGUGGUGUCAUUUUUAGACCCCAAGUCAGUUUUUGGAAGAAUUUUUUUUUUGUCUUUUUUUGAGACAGGGUCUCACUGUGCAGUUCAGGCUGGCCUUGAGCUCACUUUGUAGCCUAGGCUGGUCUCGAACUCACAACAAUCCUCUUGCCUCAGCCUCCCAAUUGCUGGGAUUACAGGCAUGAGCCACCACGCCUGGCUUCAGUUUUGGAAGAAUUUUUUAAAAUGUGGAGAUAUUAAAAAAUGGAACAAAUUUGGGAAUGCCUUUAUCAUGCAGUGACAUCACUGGAAAGUGAGAAUAAAAUAAAUUUAUAUCCUUAA